UGUAGAUCUAGGCAUGUGGCCUGCUAGGAGCGCCUUUGGCUUUUCUUAGGGAUGGCUCUUGCUCACCAGAGCCUCACAAAGAUAAUCGCUCAGGAAGUGUUUCAGCCAAUCCGGGGCCGCCUUACACUCCGAUUUGCCGGGGCAGCCAAUCGGGGAUGAGCUUUUAUUAGGCGGCCAGAUCAUCAAGCCGAAGUGCCAAACCCUUUUUCUGUGAGAACUAGGAGCCUGUCCUCCAUGUUUUAUAAGUAUUGACAUUACACAGUGUUAACAAUGCAUCCACAGAGCUUGGCUGAAGAGGAAAUAAAAACAGAACAGGAGGUGGUGGAGGGCAUGGAUAUCUCUACUCGCUCCAAAGAUCCUGGCUCCACAGAGAGAACAGCCCAGAAAAGAAAGUUCCCCAGCCCUCCGCAUUCCUCCAAUGGCCACUCGCCACAGGACACAUCAACAAGCCCCAUUAAAAAGAAAAAGAAACCCGGCUUACUGAACAAUAACAAUAAAGAGCAGUCAGAACUAAGACAUGGUCCGUUUUACUAUAUGAAGCAGCCACUCACCACAGACCCUGUUGAUGUUGUACCGCAGGAUGGACGAAAUGAUUUCUACUGCUGGGUUUGUCACCGGGAAGGCCAAGUCCUUUGCUGUGAGCUCUGUCCCCGGGUUUAUCACGCUAAGUGUCUGAGACUGACAUCGGAACCAGAGGGGGACUGGUUUUGUCCUGAAUGUGAGAAGAUUACAGUAGCAGAAUGCAUCGAGACUCAGAGUAAAGCCAUGACAAUGCUCACCAUUGAACAGUUAUCCUACCUGCUCAAGUUUGCCAUUCAGAAAAUGAAACAGCCAGGGACAGAUGCAUUCCAGAAGCCCGUUCCGUUGGAACAGCAUCCCGACUAUGCGGAAUACAUCUUCCAUCCCAUGGACCUUUGUACAUUGGAAAAGAACGCUAAAAAGAAAAUGUAUGGCUGCACAGAAGCCUUCCUGGCUGAUGCAAAAUGGAUUUUGCACAACUGCAUCAUUUAUAAUGGGGGAAAUCACAAAUUGACGCAAAUAGCGAAAGUAGUCAUCAAAAUCUGCGAGCAUGAGAUGAAUGAAAUCGAAGUUUGUCCAGAGUGUUAUCUAGCUGCUUGCCAAAAACGAGAUAACUGGUUUUGUGAGCCUUGUAGCAAUCCACAUCCUUUGGUUUGGGCAAAACUGAAGGGGUUUCCAUUCUGGCCUGCGAAAGCUCUGAGGGAUAAAGAUGGGCAGGUUGAUGCCCGUUUCUUUGGACAACACGACAGGGCCUGGGUUCCAAUAAAUAAUUGCUACCUCAUGUCUAAAGAGAUUCCUUUUUCUGUGAAAAAGACCAAAAGCAUCUUCAACAGUGCAAUGCAAGAGAUGGAGGUUUACGUGGAGAACAUCCGCCGGAAGUUUGGGGUCUUUAAUUACUCUCCAUUCAGGACGCCCUACACGCCCAACAGCCAGUACCAAAUGCUGCUCGACCCCUCCAACCCCAGCGCUGGUGCUGCCAAGAUAGACAAGCAGGAGAAGGUCAAGCUCAACUUCGACAUGACGGCGUCGCCCAAGAUCCUGAUGAGCAAGCCGAUGCUGAGUGGGGGCACAGGCCGCAGGAUCUCCUUGUCGGACAUGCCACGCUCCCCCAUGAGCACCAACUCCUCCGUGCACACAGGCUCCGACGUGGAGCAGGACGCCGAGAAGAAGGCCACGUCCAGCCACUUCAGCGCGAGUGAGGAGUCCAUAGACUUCCUGGACAAGAGCACAGCUUCACCAGCCUCCACCAAGACGGGACAAGCGGGGAGUUUAUCCGGCAGCCCGAAACCUUUCUCUCCUCAAGUAUCAACACCAAUCACGACGAAAACGGACAAGACAUCCACCACGGGAAGCAUCCUGAAUCUUAACCUGGAUCGAAGCAAGGCCGAGAUGGAUCUGAAGGAGCUGAGUGAGUCGGUCCAGCAGCAGUCGGCCCCUGUUCCUCUCAUCUCUCCCAAGCGGCAGAUUCGCAGCAGGUUCCAGCUAAAUCUUGAUAAGACGAUAGAGAGUUGCAAAGCACAAUUAGGCAUAAAUGAAAUCUCAGAAGAUGUGUAUACGGCUGUAGAACACAGCGAUUCGGAGGAUUCCGAGAAGUCAGAUAGUAGCGGUAGUGACUCUAUCAGUGAUGAGGAGCAGAGGUCGAAGAAUGAGCCGGAAGAUGCUGAAGACAAAGAAGAUGCUCGGAUGGACAAAGAGCCGUCUGCUGUCAAAAAAAAGCCCAAAUUGGCAAACCCCAUGGAGACAAAAGAGGAGCUGAAAGUCAGCACGUCGCCAGCCAGCGGGAUAGCAGACCCAGGCUUGGUCAAGGAGAAGACUAGCCCUCAGCCCGAGAAGGACUUUUCAGACAAAGCCAAACCCUCGCCUCAUCCCACAAAGGAUAAGCUGAAGGGAAAAGAUGAGACGGAUUCCCCAACAGUGCAUUUGGGCCUGGACUCCGAUUCAGAGAGCGAACUUGUCAUAGAUUUAGGAGAAGACCAUUCUGGGCGGGAGGGUCGAAAAAAUAAGAAGGAACCCAAAGAACCGUCUCCCAAGCAGGAGGUCGUAGGUAAAGCUCCACCAUCCACGACGGCGGGCAGCCAGUCUCCCCCCGAAACGCCGGUCCUCACCCGCUCUUCCGCCCAAACUCCCACGGCUGGUGUCACGGCCACCACCAGCACCACAUCCACGGUCACGGCCCCGGCCGCCGCUGCCACAGGAAGCCCAGUGAAAAAGCAGAGGCCGCUUUUACCGAAGGAGACUGCCCCGGCCGUGCAGCGGGUCGUGUGGAACUCCUCAACUGUCCAGCAGAAGGAGAUCACGCAGAGCCCUUCCACCUCCACCAUCACCCUGGUGACCAGCACCCAGUCGUCGCCCCUGGUCACCAGCUCGGGGUCCACGAGCACCCUCGCCUCUUCAGUAAGCGCAGACCUGCCCAUCGCCACCGCCUCAGCCGACGUCGCCGCGGACAUCGCCAAGUACACUAGCAAAAUGAUGGAUGCAAUAAAAGGCACCAUGACGGAAAUAUAUAACGACCUUUCUAAAAACACUACUGGAAGCACAAUAGCCGAGAUUCGCAGGCUGAGGAUUGAGAUAGAGAAGCUCCAGUGGCUGCACCAGCAGGAGCUCUCGGAAAUGAAACACAACUUGGAGCUGACCAUGGCUGAGAUGCGGCAGAGCCUGGAGCAGGAGCGGGACCGGCUCAUCGCCGAGGUGAAGAAGCAGCUGGAGCUGGAGAAGCAGCAGGCGGUGGACGAGACCAAGAAGAAGCAGUGGUGCGCCAACUGCAAGAAGGAGGCCAUCUUCUAUUGCUGCUGGAACACCAGCUACUGUGACUACCCCUGCCAGCAGGCCCACUGGCCGGAGCACAUGAAGUCCUGCACCCAGUCAGCUACCGCGCCUCAGCAGGAAGCAGACGCCGAGGUGAACACGGAAACACUAAACAAGUCAUCCCAGGGGGCCUCCUCCAACACGCAGGCAGCCCCCCCGGAAACCAGCACCUCGAAAGAGAAGGAGACGCCAGCCGAGAAAAGCAAGGACGGUGGCUCGACCCUCGACCUUUCUGGCUCCAGGGAGACGCCCUCCUCCAUUCUCUUAGGCUCCAACCAAGGCUCUGUUAGCAACAGGUGUGACAAGCAACCUGCCUCUAUCCCAACCAGCACAGACCACCAGCCGCACCCCAGCUACCCAGCCCAGAAGUCUUUGCCUCUGGUGGCCAUCGGAAACCGCAGUAGAAAAAGAGUUUUUUUGGGGGCCACGCCGCUCAGCUUGUGGGAUCUUAGCUCCCCGACCAGGGAUCGAACCCACACCCUCGGCAGUGAAAGCGUGGAGUCCUAACCACUGGACUGUCAGGGAAGUCCCCGGUCUGGCUUCUUGAAGGGGCCUCAUCCUCGCUCUUUUCAUAAAGGGUCCUAGACUAACACCCGUUGUCCUCUGCAGUGAUGGGUCGAAUCAACCACCGCCCCAUGUCCGGUCCGUGGGAGGAGUCAGGCUCUGCAGUUACUCAGGUGGCCAGCCUCGCUCUGGGAUGCAGCUUCUGUGCUGAGCUCAGCCCUGCUCCCGUUUCUUCUAAGUGGCCCAGCUGGUCUCCGCCUUCAGCAGAGCUGGGGGAGACUCAGUGUGACUUGACUGCAUUGUUGUAGGAUUUUCUCCGUGUGGUGAUAACCAGCUGUAUCACUGACCUUCCAGAGAACUGACGGUGUAGGCAUCACAACUAGGGAAGAACGCUUAAGAAGAGGUGGAUUCAGGAUCCGUAAGACAGCUCCACCCUGGCCCCCCUGCUCUGCCCACCACAAUACUGCCCCCUUUUGGUCACAGAUGCAAGUGACUAAGAAGAGUUCUCUCCUGAAUGCAUAUGUUACUUGGGAGAUCCUUUGAUCAUUCUCUUCACUACUUAUCUUGCAGAAACAGACCUCAGGACCACAUACAUGCCUGCCGUAUCACCAGAAAGGUCGCCCCCUAGGCGAUGAUACGGUCCCUUGCUCCCUCAUUCCAAUUCUGUCUCUAAGCUUGACAGCCGACUUCUUUCAAUCAAAUAUUAUCACCCCACCUCAAGAAGUUAAAAAAGAAAGUUUUGUCCCAAUCUGUCUGAACUGGGUAAAUGAUCUAAGAUAUGAUGGGGUCUUAGUGAUGUGCUGGUGGGUCUCUUAGAGUCAGCCAUCCCGCUGAGCCUGCAGGCUGGGGCCGUCUCACAGUUGGACAGACACCUGACUUGGCUCUUCCUUCAGUGUCCUCGUAUCUUACUCAGCCACGAUGUAGCUCCUUGUGGCGCAUGUGUCCUUGAAGCUCCCGUAGGUCUUACUCUGGUUCUUGCAUCCUUCAGUGACCCUUAAGCUUGUCCUUACUGGGAGCCAGUGGGUCUUCACCGUUAAGCCCAGCUGGGCUUCACCAUUCUGGUGCUCUCUCCUCUGCUUCGGGUGAUUUGAUUAUAAGUCUGUUUUCCAAGUUGCCUAUAAACUGAUUAAAGAAACUCCAUUAACAGAAGUAAGUAGAUCGAAUGCCAAAUUUCAGUGCCUUCUUUAGUGGCCAAGGUAGGACACAAGGGCAUGGGGUGCUUGGUGUCUGGUCAUGUAGGAGGGGUGCCUGGUCCCAGGUACCACACAAGAAGUGCCUUCCUCGAUAACUUCGUACCUGUCCCCACUCAUCUUUAUUCUCUCUGAGCACGAUUCCCUCCUGUUUUUUUCCAAUCAGCUCUUGUUAAAUCCUAAAAAAAUAAGUUCUGCCCGUGUACGCCACAGACCCACAAAUUCAGGGCAGUAAAUGGUGGCAGGAUUUUGACCAUCUGUGUUGUGUGGAGUCGGGCGGGGAAGGUGGUACCAGGGAGCAGGUGCAGGUCGCAUAGAGGGAUGGUUCCGAUCCACUGGAAGUAGGCAGGAAUGCUAAAAACCUGCCUCCCGGUUGACUUCCCCCAACCCAGACCAUUCCCGGAGCAGUAAAUCCAGUUGCUGGAGCGGCAGUGAUGAGAAACGGGGAGCGGCCCGCUCUGAGCACAACGCCAGCACCAGUUCGAAGAGCCUCAUCCCGAAAGAGUCUCGGCUGGACACCUUCUGGGA
Messenger RNA from Balaenoptera musculus (blue whale), 5546 nucleotides. RefSeq names its product zinc finger MYND-type containing 8 (gene ZMYND8). Lineage: Eukaryota; Metazoa; Chordata; Mammalia; Artiodactyla; Balaenopteridae. The transcript is spliced from 24 exons. The record is from RefSeq and is a predicted model, not a curated record. Gene Ontology annotation, molecular function: protein binding. Bases 271 to 3831 code for a protein of 1186 amino acids. Gene Ontology annotation, biological process: regulation of DNA-templated transcription.